Messenger RNA from Mustela erminea (ermine), 6049 nucleotides. It is a transcript of the gene ZNF501, whose product is annotated as zinc finger protein 501. The record is from RefSeq and is a predicted model, not a curated record. Gene Ontology annotation, cellular component: nucleus. Gene Ontology annotation, molecular function: DNA-binding transcription factor activity, RNA polymerase II-specific; RNA polymerase II cis-regulatory region sequence-specific DNA binding. The transcript is spliced from 3 exons. Bases 4779 to 5594 code for a protein of 271 amino acids. Gene Ontology annotation, biological process: central nervous system development; regulation of transcription by RNA polymerase II. NCBI's taxonomy places the organism in Eukaryota, Metazoa, Chordata, Mammalia, Carnivora, Mustelidae.
UCCAGGAUCAUGACCUGAGCCGAAGGCAGUCGCUUAACCAACUGAGCCACCCAAGCACCCAUAUUUGUACUUUCUAAAUGAAAAUGACACUAGAGAAUUCAUUGCUGGCACACAGGAAAUAUUCAGUAGAUAUUUGUUGAAUUAAUAUAUUUUAAUCAACCUGUGCCCACCAGAAACUUUAGCAACUUCCUGAUAUGUAGGUAUUUAGUGUAAUAAUUAUACAGUACUGUCUUUAGAGUUCUUGAUUUGAGAUUAGAGAGAGUUGGGAGAGUUUUCUUAAGGAAGAAAUGGGACCUCUACGGAUGAACGAUAUCUCCAAGGUCUUUUUAGGAGAUUUUCUAAAAAUCCAAAAAUGUUUUAAUCCUCAGGUUAAGAGUCUGAUACCAUUUUUACUUCCUGGGAAAACAGGAAGGAAGAGAAUUUGUCAUCUUGCUACUGUCCUCAUCCCGUAGUCUCACACUGACAAAUAUUUGUUCUCAGUUUUCUCUCAGUUACUGGACAGCCAAGUGCCCAGUCACUCUGGUGCCAAAUCUUGGAAUUGUUCUUGGUCAGUCUUUUACACAGUCCUCGUAUCCAAGCAACCACUGUAUCCUGCUUAUAUCUCCCAAGUCUGGAAGCCAUGUCCACCACUGUUGCUUUAGUCCACAUCCUAGUUUAUUUCCUAGACCAUUUUCCUACUUUCCCAGUCUUCCAUUUGCCUGCCCCAUGAGGCCAUCUUCCACCUUUCUUCUGGAUGGUCUUUGCAAAGAACAACUGGCAGCUCUGUUAUCUCAGAAUAUCUGAGCCCCUUAGAAGGCAUCUAAAGCUCCUCCACAUGCACAAAAAAUAAAAAUAAAUAAAUAAAUAGAGCUCUUCCAGGGCCCAUACCUACAUCAUCCCUCUCAGCUGCCUUCCCUGCGUUGCACACUUCCAUAGUGUUAAUUCCUGUGACUCUGUAUCAUUGCUGACCUCAAUUUUGGUGACUUUUGCACAGCCUCUUCCUGUGGCCUCGAUUGCCUGCCUGCCUUCUGCUUGCCCGGAAAGCUCCCAUGAGUCGCUUAGGAAUAUGUUCAUGCAACACCUGCUUUGAAGCUGUCUCUGACCUCACAUGUUUUUUAUUUCAGUAUUUUGACACCUUCAUUUUACUUAUGUUCCAUUGUAGUGGCUAGUUUCCAAAUCUUUCUCUUCCCACUGAACUGUCAGCUCUGUCAAAGCAGGGGCCCUGUGAUAUUUAUUCAUUGUUCUAUCCACAGUCCCUAGCACUUCAAAUUUGCUCAGUAAAUAUUUGUUGAGCUCAACUAAAAUACCCAAGUCAGACACUUCUCCAUGCCUGCUUGCAGGUUGUGACUUUAGGUCCACAGUUGCCAGCAGAAGGGAGGUAUGGAGAGGAUAUGAGUGUGUCCAUGAAGUGUUUGCCAGGUACAAGCAUUCCGAAUCUUUCCUCAAGAUACAGAUUGUGUGGUUAUAUUAAGCAGAGGGUUCCUUAGGAAAAAGUAAUACUUUGUACAAAACAAAACCCUUGUGUUAAAAAUGAGCUGUUGAAAUGUUGCAUCACAGUUUAACAAAGUGCUUUCAGAUAUGUUGAUGUCCACAUCACCAGGAGGAGGAAAAUGCUUGCAUCUGUAGAAGCAGAACCAUGUCAACUGGAAUAUCUCUGAAAUAAGGAAAGCAGAAGCUGAAUACGGAUGCUGGUGUAGCAGGAGAGCUUUUGAGUUUAGCAGUCCCAGUGUGGAAGCACUACCUGAGCUCACAGCUUUCCUUGGCUCCAGAUGAUAAAGAACUGGAAUGUGGUGCUCAUUCUCAGUGUGCUGAAACUUAACUUGUGAUUUCACAAGGACAUGGCAUGAGGCCAAAUCAGAUCCUCAGAACAACAGUAGAGAAAACAAGUGGUUGUACUUGCCCAAAGUCACGCUGCUAGGAAGUGACAUGUGAAAUUUAAAUUCCCAUGUCCUUUCUCACUUUUCCUUCAGAUUUCUCUUUAUCGGUCAUACCUCUGCUCCAUGAUUCCUCUUUAGUUGUGUUUAUUAUAUAGAUUUGACUGCAUAGGGCUGCAAUCUUGCCCGGCUUGUGAGGAUGGGAGGAGCUCAUUUUAAGAUUUUAUUUUUAAGUAAUUUCUACACUCAACAUGAGGCUUGAACUCAAAACCCUUAAAUCAAGAGUCCUGUGCUGUACCAACUGAGCCAGCCAGGCAAGCCUGGGAGCUCAUUUUAAAUCAAAGAGCUUUUUUGCCCUCAGACUUUCCAGUGUUGAGUGUGAAAAAUAAGUUGGUUUCACAUUUUCAUUUCACCUUUCUGCCUACUUAAUGCAGAAGUCUAGCUUUGACUCCAGGUGGCUUCAGUUUCACUCCCCUUUAGCUACUGGCCACUGCAGGGCUAAGGUCACUUUAGUUUUGUGGAAUGUUUUUGGUGUCCACUCUUCCCCUGCCUGUCUCCCCACCCAUUUCCCACCUCAGUGAUAGAAGCUCAGCCCAAAUUGUGUUAAGUCCCAGACUAAUGUUUCUAGUAAAUUGCUCUACUUAGGGUACCCCACUCUAGAGUUAGUUCCUACACAGAAGAGCCUGCUGAUUUGGAUUCUUUGAAGCUUAAAAGUUAGGUAAAAAAUGAUUAGGCCUAGGCUCUUUGGCCUGUGAGAUGUUAGGGCUUGGUGGGGGUGGGGUGCAUUGGACAGGACGAACUUGCUAUCUGACUCCAAAGAAGUGCUGAGAAUGUGACUCUUGGUAAAAAGCAAGGUGAGCUCAACAUUACUGUUUCUUGUCAUGUCAGCUGACAGUUCUACGAAGGGUCCUCUUUUAGCUGAACAGGGUUAAUAAUGGCCUUAGUCUGGAGCAUCUACACUCCUAAUUUCAGCCUCCUAAAGGGACUUCAUUGUGUUAACCAGCCAGUCUGGAAGUUUAAGCAGAUAACUUCUCUGCUGCAUCUCAUUCAUUUUUUUUUUUAAGGGCUUGCUGAGGGCUCCUUAUGAAUUGUACAGUAGGGAUAUGGUAAGCAGACCACCGUAUUUCCUACAGCGUGCACAUCCAUAAGAAUGCCUGGAAGUGGAUCAGGUACCCUGCUACCCAUGCUUUCAUCCCAGGAACACACUGUCAAAAGGAGCCUGUAUGUGCAAGUAUUCCCUGUGCGAGUCUCAGCAAGAUCUGAAGUUUUGCAGCAGUGGGGACGAGGGCCUUGAGGGCUGGCAAGGUCCCUUGAAGCCAAUGCAGAGGACUGGAGCUGGAAUUUGCGGAGCGUGACAGAACAAACAUUUACUGAACUUUUUUAAAGAUGUUGGAACGUCUUAGUAAUUACACACAUUAAGCCCAUUAAUCUUUAUGAUAACCUUUGAAAUUCGGUACCAUUAUUUAUUUAUGUUCUCUAAAUCAGGAAACAGGCACAGAGAAAUUACUUGCCCAAGUUUACACGCUGAUAAUCUGGGACUUAAGCUGAAAACAGAGCUCUUCUGUUCUCAGGGGCAGUUGUCGAACAAAACCUAAAGCAGAGGGUGUUGAGGUUCCUGUGAAGAAACCAGCUUUCUGGCACGUGAGAAUGUAAGGAAGGUUAAGCCAGCUUUGUGAAACCUUUGGGAAGACCUCCAAAAGGCAGUGACGUGGAAGAGUUUUUAGAAAGAUCAGUGUGGCCAGGUUGCAGAAUGAGUAGUGAGAGCGACUUGUAGUCUGCCAGGAGUCUCCAGUUCGGUUUCCUUACUCUGGGAAGGAGCGCGGUGAGGUGGGUUUGCGGGCUGUUUCUGCAGCAGCGUCUGCGGCGUCGGGCUGAACCCCCAGCUCUGGGCGGGGAAGGAAGCACCGAGAUGAAGCCGCUCCCGCCUUCCUAGAGAGGAGACCAUAGUGUUCCGCCCGCGGCGCGAGCUGCUGACGUCACGCCGGCUCGGCGGGGACUGGCUCCGAGCAGCCCGGGGUCUCCGACGCCCGAGUGCCGCUCUGUGUGGCGGAAGGCCUGCGGGCAGCGCUCUGUGUGUCGAGGCGCCGUGCUAGAGUGCGACAGUCUGGUCUCGCAGCCCGGUUUGGUCUCGGAGCCCGGGCUGGCCUGCGGCUGCUCCUCUUCCCGGCGCGCGAGAAUCUUUGGAGCGAGGGGUCGGAGCCACCUGGCCCUGAAGAGGGAAGGGAGAAGCUUGUUGGAGAACCCUGUUCUGGGAGUCGGGAGACCUGGGUUCCGUUUGUAUGUACUUAAGGGAGGAAGUGAACUUCUGAUUGCUUCAGUUGUCAGAUUUCCAGAAGCCAAUGCUAUUCCUUGCUUUGCCACUUGACAAAGUUGCGCGGGUUGAAUGACUAUAUGUGACAGUUAUCAACUUCCUUUAAGCUCUUGUCUAAUAGCAACAGAACAGAUUUCUGCCCUUCCUCAAAAGAAGGCCCCAGGAGACAAACUAGUGUCGCUUGUGUUCCUCACAGCUUAUCUCUGGGUCACUGUGAUCUAUCUCAAUUAUUGAGAAGAGGAUAAAGUAAAGAUUCCACAAUGCAGGUCCCCCGUUUUGCACAGAGGACAUUUUCCUUCGUGAUAUUUUUUUCAAACAAGAAGAUGAAGUCUGAUGCAAGUGUUAAGUGACUUUUGGAAGACAUGCAGGGUCAGAAAACCUGGUUGUCCAGGGUUUGUAUUUGGAGAAGGAAACAUCCUGAAGAAGGAAGAGAGGUAUCCUGUAGGAAUGCCUGAAGGGACAAUACAUGCACACAUAAACACCCAGAGCUUUCCCAGGACAGUGUUACUGUAACCAUAGCCAUCUUUGAGAAAGUUCCUUGUGUCAUGAAUUUGAGAGACAGUUUCCUCUAAACCUGCACCUACUGGACAGACAUCCCUUGUGUCACAAGCAGCAUGAGUUCUAGCCAGAUUUCACUGCAAAUGAACCCUCAGAGACUUAACAUGCAGAAGAAACUUUCAAAGUGUAGUGAAUGUGGAAAAUUCUUUACUCAGAGAUCAUCUCUUACCCAGCAUCAGAGGAUUCACACGGGAGAGAAGCCCUAUGUGUGUAGUGAAUGUGGAACUUGUUUCCGUAAACAGUCAAAUCUCACUCAACAUUUGAGGAUUCACACAGGAGAGAAACCGUAUAAAUGUAAUGAAUGUGAGAAAGCCUUUCAAACGAAAGCAAUCCUUGUCCAGCAUCUGAGAAUUCAUACUGGAGAGAAACCCUAUAAAUGCACAGAAUGUGGCAAAGCCUUUUGUCAGAGUCCAUCCCUUAUCAAACACCUGCGAAUUCAUACUGGAGAGAAACCCUAUAAAUGCACCGAAUGUGGCAAAGCCUUUAGUCAAAGCAUUUGCCUUACCCGUCACCAGAGAAGUCACUCUGGAGAUAAACCUUAUAAGUGUAAUGAAUGUGGGAAAGCCUUUAACCAGAGUGCAUGCCUCAUGCAGCAUCAGAGAAUUCAUUCAGGAGAGAAGCCUUAUGCAUGCGCGGAAUGCGGUAAAGCCUUCACUCAGAACUCCUCCCUUGUUGAACAUGAGAGAACUCACACUGGAGAGAAACUUUACAAGUGUAGCGAGUGUGAAAAAACUUUCCGCAAACAGGCACACCUUAGUGAACAUUACAGAAUUCAUACCGGAGAAAAACCUUACGAAUGUGCUGAAUGUGGGAAAUCCUUCAGGCACAGCUCGGCGCUUGUUCGACAUCAGAGGCUUCAUGCUGGAGAAUAAAACCUGGCGUAUAACCAGUGCGGAAAGAGUCUAUGAAAAUGCCAUUCCUACCCGCCCCCAAAUUCUUAGGACUUUAAGGCUCAGUCUUCAGCGAGGAUGAACGUUCUGUACGUUGAACAAGACACAAGCUGUCCUGAAAGUUAAGAAAGUAGACUCAGAACUAGACAGUCUUGAGUUUGAUGACUUCUUUGCCACUUAAUGGGUGUAAGACUGGAUCCUUCUGAGCCUGUUUUUCCCAUCCUCCUCAGAAGAAUAAUGAGGAUACUUACUAGGGUUGUCUUGAGAAUAAAAUGAGUUGUAUGUAAUAAAUAACUACCAUUCAUUGGUUUUGAGCCAUAGAUGUUCCCAAGGUAUAUAAAUCUGGCUACUGAAAACAAGCAAAGUACAGCAUUAGUUUUUGGUUCUUAAUGUGUUUAUUAAGAACUUUUUUUUUUUUUUAAAGAUUUUAUUUAUUU